AUGGUCUCUCUCGCUUCCCCGAGAACGACCAUGCCGCCGCCGGCAACCCCACCCGUUAAACGACCUACGCUCGGCGCACUCAAGCGCGAUAGCUCAUACCUCGAUACCGACGACGAGGCCGGCCUCUCGUCGACCACGAAGAAGCUGAAAGUCACCUUUGAUCCGAACGUGGAUGUCCGGACUUUCGACGGCGCGGGGGACAAGAGUUUCGACCUGGUCAAGGAGGAGGUUUCCCAGGCGCUCGAGCGGCAUCUGGGGGAGUCGCAGGACGAUGAGCGGUACAACAAGCUGGUUCAGAUGCUAGAGAAGGAUGCAAGGUCUUCGGAAGCGCUGAGCCCAAGGUUGUUGAGGAAGUACCUGGUUGCGAUCGAUGCGAAGGUCAACCGCCUGAGGCGAUGCGGUUCGCUGGUCUCUGCUGUGCUGGGCGUGCAGUGGGUGGGACGAGACGAUGCUUUCGUGGAGACGUACACGAAGGUGCUGUGCGAUCUGGCUUGCGCACAUGGCAGAUUUAUCCCGAGCAUUCUGGAUAAGCUGGUCUCGCAUUUCGUCAAGCUUCCCGCUUCUCUUGGACGACUGCCGGAGGAGACGCCUGUACCGAGGACGAGGAUGUUUGCGAGGGCGCACAUGCUUCUGAGAGCACUGAUCCGCAUCGUACCUUCCGCAAGUACUGCUCUGGUGCGGUCUAUAAAGCUCGCAUUUCCCACCGACCUGGAGACGACUCGAUCCUACUUGCAGUAUCAGAAGCAUGUCUUGCGGGUGGCGGAAGAAAUACCUGAGCUGAAGUCUGAACUUCUUGCGCUUGUUGCCCAGAAGCUGGUUAGCAUUGAUGUACAAGUACAGCAAGACAUAGAAGAUCUGGAGGAGGAAGCGGAAGAGAAGCUGUUACAACGGCCCAGCUCGAAAGAUGGCAGCCAAGAGGAGUCGGAUGAUAGUGACAUCAACUCUGUCUCCGAGUCUGAAGAAACGAUCACAGAGGAGGAACAACGACUACGAGACCUGCGCCUCAAGGUCGCUAAGAUGGAUGGAACUAUGGACCUACUCUUCGAAUACUACACACCGCUGAUCGAGUCGGACCCAAACCCUCGCUCCAAUCCAGCCUUCUUGGAGCUCCAGGCGCACUUCGCUGCGUUCAUCCUACCAAACCGCACACGCCACGCGCAGUUUCUCCUCUUCCAUUACUCGCAGAACUCUCCAGCUCAUACAGCCGCCUUCGUCCAGCAGUGCCUACAACUUACACUCAACAAUAACGGCCCUUCCAUCCACCGACUCACCGCCUGUGCAUACCUCGCCAGCUUCACCGCCCGCGCCACCCACCUCUCUACCGGCGCUGUCCGAGACGUCUUCGUCAUGCUCACCAACUACCUCAACGACCUCCGCCAACGCUACGAACCCACCUGCCGCGGCCCCGAUCGAAGAAACUAUAGCCUCUACUACGCCAUCGCCCAAGCACUCCUCUACAUUUUCUGCUUCCGCUGGCGCGACCUCGUCACCGGCUCUGCCAGCCCGGACUACGAAGACACCAGCGACUUGAGCGAAGAAGACGCGCUAGCCGAAGGCCACGACCUGCGCUGGCUCCCCGGGAUCCAAGAAUCACUGCGGCAAAACAUGCACUCCAAGCUCAACCCGCUGAAAGUCUGCUCCCCAUCCAUCGUCGCGCAAUUCGCGAAGAUCGCGCACCACCUCCGCUUCGUGUACGUCUUCUCGCUCAUCGAGAUGAACAAACGCGUCCGGUUGGCGAAUUCGACGAACUACUAUGGAUCUUCCGGGCUCUCGGAGAUUGGGCGGAGGGAAACGGCUUUCGAUCGCAAGACUGGGGAAGCGCAUCAUCAGCUCGAGGCGUAUUUUCCGUUUGAUCCGUAUGUGCUGCCGAAGAGUAAGAGGUGGGUUGAGGGGGAUUAUAAUGAGUGGAAGGUUCCGAGGGGCAUGGGUGGGGAUGACCAGCAGGAUGAGGGGAGUGAUAGUGGGAGCGAGAGCGAGGACGAGGAGGUUGAUGAGGAGGAAAGUGAGGAUGAGGAAGUUGAGUUGGGAGCUGUACAGCCGCAGCAGCCGGGAAGGAUGGUCUCAUACUAA
Saxophila tyrrhenica is the source of this 2070-nucleotide messenger RNA. RefSeq names its product DNA independent RNA polymerase I transcription factor (gene RRN3). The record is from RefSeq and is a predicted model, not a curated record. Lineage: Eukaryota; Fungi; Ascomycota; Dothideomycetes; Mycosphaerellales; Extremaceae. Gene Ontology annotation, cellular component: nucleus. Gene Ontology annotation, molecular function: RNA polymerase I core binding; RNA polymerase I general transcription initiation factor activity. The coding region runs from base 1 to 2070 and encodes 689 amino acids. Gene Ontology annotation, biological process: transcription initiation at RNA polymerase I promoter. The transcript is spliced from 2 exons.